AUGAGGUUCCGAACGCAGGUGGCGGAUGUCUCGAUCUUUACGCGCGUGGUGCAGUCGAUUGGAAAGGUGGCCAACAAGUGCAUACUCAAGCUCACUCCAGACAAGAUCCACAUCAUCUGCCUCGGCGACACGGACGGUACGCAGAUCUGGGCCCAGAUGCAGGUCGAUUCCAUCUUCCAAGAUUAUCGCAUCGAGUCCAACUUCCAGAACCACAUCAACCUCGAAGUGUCGCCAGACACGCUGCUCAAAGCACUCAGGUCGGCCAACAACGCCUACAGCGUCAUCCUGCGGCUUGCCAAGCGCAACAAGGACCCGCUUCUCAGCUUUUCCAUCUCGGCGCAGAGUCACACGGGCGCCAAGCUCGAAGUCGUGCAGGAUGUCCUCAUUAAGGUACUCAAACCAGCAGAGAUGAGUCGAAUUGUAGAACCGCUCUGUCCGGAACCGGACGUGCACAUCAUCCUGCCCAAGCUGCUCAACCUUCGUACAGUGGCAGACCACAUGCGCUCGCUCUCGGAUGUCGUCACGCUAUCAGCCAACCGUCAAGGCGAGUUGCGAUUGUCGGUGGUCGAAGACGAAGUUAGCCUCGACACUACCUGGUCGGGUCUCGCGCAUCCCACCAUCGACGCCUCGCAAUCGAGCACGGCGCAGAAUCAGCAGAGCGAUCCGUCGGAACACAAGAGCGUGAAUCUCGAGAUGAAGUCAUUGCUCAAAUUCCUAUCGAGCUACAUCGUGGCUACCACCACCAUCGCCUGCAUCUGCGCCAACCACUGCGCCAUCUUUUACGUCUACAUCGGCGACGUUGAAAAGAGCAGCGGUGUCAUGACCUUCUUCCUUCCAGGUGUCGUUCGGGAGGAUUGA
Molecule: messenger RNA, 858 nt
Organism: Pseudozyma hubeiensis SY62
Lineage: Eukaryota; Fungi; Basidiomycota; Ustilaginomycetes; Ustilaginales; Ustilaginaceae
Exons: 1
Coding region: 1-858 (285 amino acids)
Biological process (GO): meiotic DNA integrity checkpoint signaling; mitotic DNA replication checkpoint signaling; nucleotide-excision repair
Cellular component (GO): nucleolus; checkpoint clamp complex; site of double-strand break
Source: RefSeq, a predicted model, not a curated record